GGUACGACCAGCAAGUGAAUCAUAGUACCGCCGAUCUCGCCGGUGUGACGGUUGUGUUCAUUACUCGCUUUAGUUUCAGUCGUCACACAUUAAAGACAAAAACAUACUCGGUGUGCUGAAACGUCGCCUCUAUUGUUGGAAAGUGGAAGCGCUUUGGAAACAGUGAUGCUAAAAUUGUGAAAAAAAAAAAAAAAUAUGCUGAAGAAAAACCGAGGAGAGUGAUAAGUCAAUAUUGAUAAAAGGAUGAAAGAAGUGAGAUAAGAAAAAUGAGAUGAAAGACCCAAGAAGAGGCAACCGAAGACAGUAUUGAGAAUCCUGCUUUCUUCGGGUAUGGAAGGCCGGUGAAGCUGUGGGCGGCCCGCUAUGAGUAAUGGGCGUGCGGAGGCGUGCGGGAGGCGGUGGGCGGUCCCGACUCACCAUCACGACCUUCCACCUGGGUGCCGUCGGGUCUCGUGCAGAGCCGUCCAUCCGCAGCACGGUGGUGGAGGAGAGCGUGAGCGACUCCCUGGUGGAGCGGUUCCUUCAGUGCCCGGCCGCGCGAGGAGGGCCUGAGCGCCGCCUGGACACCGUCACCCUCCUGAAGAAGGAUGGCUCCCUCGGGGUCAUGAUCGCCGAGGGCGUCGACCACGGCCUCUACAUCCAGGCCGUGUCCCCGGGAGGGCCCGCCGCGCUGCAGGGCACCCUCAAGCCAGGCGACCGCAUCGUGGGCAUCAACGGGCGCUCGGUGGAGACGCUGCCCUACGCCGCCGCCGUCGACCUCCUGCGCCAGAUCUCGGACUCCGUGACCCUCCUGGUGUCGCAGCCGGUGGUGACCUCGUCCUCGUCGUCGUCCGCCCCCGCCCGCGCCUCGUCCACCCACACCACCCAGGCGCACACCACGCCCAUCGUGUCGCCGGACGCCCGCGCUUCGGCUGGGCCCGGGGGCGAGGCAGAGGCGCGCGAGAGAAAAGAGGCGCGAGUGCAGCUGCUGGGAGGCGCCCGCAGCUUCAUCACCGAGGUCAGGUCAGGCCCGGUCACCGUGAUCACCUUGAACGCGACCCCGCCCCCCGCGUCGUCGCCAGCGCCCUCUGACCCCGCGCCGGCUGUCUCCACCUUCGAGAUAUCCGUAGGACCUCGGGUGCCUGCAGAAGGAGCUCAGGGAGGAGGAGCAGGAGGAGGCCCAGCGCAGGCCGCCUCAAGCAAGCAGACCGCACAAAUAAGAAAGAGUCGCCCAGUGCCAACCCCUCGACGGAGCUUGACCUCCAGCGGCUCCUCCACAGGCCCAGGGCCGGACUCAUCCUCGGACCCCGAGUCGUCGGCCCUUCCCAGAGCUGGUCGUCCCUGCCCGACCUAAAAGGAGCGGAGCGGGGGACUCCCCACACGUCUAGCCGAGGUCGGGUGCCGCGCCCCAGGGCCAGGAGGUGCUCGGACUCCAGCAGGCCCGACCGCCAUGACGGGUCCUUCAGUCACCAGGCCCGCACAGUCGCCCGCGAUUGGCCGCCCCCUGUGCGCGUGACCCCGAGCGCUGUCCGGAGAAGGCCCUCCCUCUAUAGAGCAGAGCUGGUGCAGAACGAUGACCAAGAUAGGUUCUCGACGUGCUCCUCCGCCGAGUCCUUGGCGGCGACCCCGACACGCCCCCGCCUGAGGCCUGCAACUCAAGAGUCUUGCUUUAGUACUUAUGACUUAUGUACCACCGAUAACAGUCGCUUUUUUACUGUGGGAAAUGAUGAUAAUGAUAAUAAACAAUAUAGAACUUUC
This is a messenger RNA of Penaeus chinensis, 1737 nucleotides long. RefSeq names its product FERM and PDZ domain-containing protein 2-like. The record is from RefSeq and is a predicted model, not a curated record. Bases 371 to 1333 code for a protein of 320 amino acids. Lineage: Eukaryota; Metazoa; Arthropoda; Malacostraca; Decapoda; Penaeidae. Gene Ontology annotation, molecular function: protein binding. The transcript has 7 exons.